This is a messenger RNA of Tremella mesenterica DSM 1558, 2286 nucleotides long. RefSeq lists its product as uncharacterized. The coding region runs from base 1 to 2286 and encodes 761 amino acids. NCBI's taxonomy places the organism in Eukaryota, Fungi, Basidiomycota, Tremellomycetes, Tremellales, Tremellaceae. The record is from RefSeq and is a predicted model, not a curated record. The transcript is spliced from 6 exons.
AUGACUACCAAAACUCUCUUGGCGGUUCUUCCGCUUCUCGUGCAAAUCUCGGCUUUACCUAUGCCAUAUCAACUUCGUCUCAAACGUGGUCUCCUGGAUUCGGAUUCUCCUCUCUCGUCCCUUGACUCAAACACCAACGGGGAUUCCGAUACACCCCUCAAUGCCAACGCUCUCAAUAUCGGCAAUCCCAAUGAUAUCGCUCCUCUUGGUUCUUUAUCUAAUCUCGAUGCUUUGACCAAUCCAAUCCAGUCGACUCCAUUGGACACAGUCACAAACCCACUUUCUACAUCCACGAACCCUUCCACGGAUUCUUCAGGAGCACUAAACAUCCUCAAUGGUAAUCCAGUACUUGGUACACUCACAACACUCGGUAAUCAACUCGGUUCUUCUCUCGGUAUCGCACCUACAGACCUCACCGCCGGUUUAUCUGCUUUAUUGGAUAAAACUCCUCUGGCGGUCAUCUUCAGUCACACCCAAUUGCUCACUAAAGAUAAUUUAAUCUGUACGUAUGUAUCUGGGAAAUUCAUCGAUAAUAAAAUAUACGAUCUCGGAUGUGCUUGUUUGGGUAAAGAUGGAUUGAGGGUGGAUGAUGUGGCGGGUGUAAAUAAUGUGUUGGGUUUGAGUGCUUGGGCAGCAGCUCAAAAUAAUGGGAAUGAUGGAGAUGGAGUUAUUGGAGGUCCAGAUGGGGAUGAUGAAGGUGAUGGAGAAUUUGCUUGUCCUUUUGGACCGCGUAAGGCUGAUGGGUCUUGCCCAAUACUCCUCGGUCUCCCACCUAACCACUCUGCUGAUCCUUCCAACCCUGUCAACUCUCUCGAUCCUCUAGACCCCCUCGAUCCUUCUGUGGGAGUGACGAUCGGUACUGAACCUCCUUGUGACGAUAAUAACGAUGAUAAUGGUGAUGGACUUGCUGGUCCUGUCAACCCUUCCGAUCCCUCGGAUCCUUCCGGUUCUUCCGACCCUAUCGGUGGUGAUGAUGGUGAUGAUGACGAUAUUCCCGAUUUUGUUCCUACUUCUGCUGUCCUCCUUGCUCAUGCUCCUUCGUCAACUGCUGGUAGUGGAACACCUACGAAUCAAGCUGGAAAUGUUGCUCCGACUGUGGGAUCGACAGAUGACGAUGGAAACAAUGACGGAAAUCAGGAUGGUGUACCAGCUGUCAUGGUAACUUCUACCAAUACGAUUGUUGUUCCUGCUACUGCAUACGUUCAAAUGAUUACCGUCACUCAAACUGUCUACGCUACUCAAACUGUGUACUCUGCCGGCUCUGGAUCCGGAGGGGGAAUGUGUGGACAAUCUGACGAAAUCAUUGCAGCUCAAAACAUACCUUCCAACCCUUCUACUCCUUCUGCUAUCAAAUCAUCUUCCGCCACCCCUACUCCUACAUCUUCUCCACAGAUGAUCCCAACCAUCAAUCAAGUCGCUUCUUCCAUUCCUACCAGUAGCUCAUUCCCUUCUGCUUCUCCAAGUGCGACCUCUACCUCUACCCUUCAAUUCAACGUUGUUCCCACUUCGAGUCCUGCUUUCGUAAACUUGGUUAUACCUUCUUCCAUCCCAUCGGUAUCAGCAACUAUCACCCCUUCGGUGAACUCCAUUCCUUCCACCGCUCCGAUUCUCUCGAGUUUCAGCGUGAAUGUUGAACCAUCUGCAAUCCCCACUUUAGCACCAUCUACCAUUCCCGAUGAUAAUUCCACCAAUACGGUUGGGGAUGAUGAUGAAGAUGGUGAUGGUUUCUUUGGAAAAGGACAUGUUUUACUUUCACAAUGUCCUAGAGGAGAGAAAAGAGGAAAAACGAAAUGUUGUAAAGAGAGUCAAACGGAAGUUAAUGGUGAAUGUGUAUGUGAUCCUGGUAAAGGUCUUGAUCCCAUCCUCUCCAUUUGCGUAGAUUUAUGUCUAGACGCUCUUGGUCUACAAGUCCUCUGUACAGACCUUUCCGCCGCCGUCGGUCUUAACGGUGUUUCUUUACAUGAUAAUACCGAUCUUGGAGGAAUAGCCAAUCUCAACACUGGAUUAGAUCUAGGUCUUCCUAUUCUUUCCAACCCAUCUGAUUCGUCUCCAGGAAAUGGAGGUUUGUUAGGAAGUGGUUUAUUAGCUACACAAACUCCAAAUGAAACUCCGAAUCAACAAAUUUCGAAUUCUCCUAUUGACGGAGGAGUCGUAAAUGGGAAUGGAAAUGAAGGUGGUUUAUUCGGAAAAGGUGGUUUAUUAGGUCUUGGAGUUCUUAAAAGGACUUUAAGUGUAGAUCUUUCCACUUUGACCGGAAUGGUCCAUUUGACUCGUGAUUCCACUUGA